Molecule: messenger RNA, 732 nt
Organism: Prorocentrum cordatum
Lineage: Eukaryota; Dinophyceae; Prorocentrales; Prorocentraceae
Source: the annotation of a GenBank genome assembly
AUGAUGCCGAGCGGAGGGCGGGCCCCGACGCGUUCUCGGACCAGUGCAGGCGGGGCGCGGCGAGCGCCUGCGGGGACGCUGGAGGGCUCGGGCGUCUCGGUGCAGGCCCACGCGCCGGCGGCGCAGCCUGGCGAUUUCCAGCCGCCCGGCCUGGCCUGCGGCAGAGUCGCGCGCCCGCGCUCGUGCAAGCACAGGCCCGCUCGGCUUCCAGCCUCGAGGCGGGCGUGUGCGCAACCGCAGCCGAGGCGGGCGGACCCUGGAGAUCUGGAGAUCUGGGCGCCGCCCAGAUCUCGCGACCGCGGGUGUGCUCUUCAGCGCGGGGGCUUUCCAGGAGGGGCCCCGCAGUCGAGGGAUCGAGGACUCUCGGCGUCGCUCUUCCUCGGCGACAGGCGGUGGAAGGACGGGCGAUCGCCCGCGGAAGCAGAAAGCAGUGCGGCUCCCCCGCGGAAGCAAGGACCGCCCCACGAGUGGACAGCUCAUUUCGGGCUCAGGGUUCCGGAGUCGGCCAUGCAAUGUUUUGGUCGAGAUCCCCGGGCGCCCACGUCGCGAGACAAUGGCGCCGUCGGAGGGGCAGGCGCCCUCACGUCGUCCACGAACGGAGGGGAGAGUUUUUUGUUCGCAGGUUUCUUCAUUCUGGGGGCGCUUAAAUGGGUGUUGGACGACACCUUAGCGUGUGCCCCGAUCGUUCUGCCAAGUUUAAAUACCAUGAAUACCAACACUAUCAAGGUAUGA